Messenger RNA from Nicotiana attenuata, 924 nucleotides. RefSeq lists its product as uncharacterized. The coding region runs from base 1 to 924 and encodes 307 amino acids. The transcript is spliced from 2 exons. Lineage: Eukaryota; Viridiplantae; Streptophyta; Magnoliopsida; Solanales; Solanaceae. The record is from RefSeq and is a predicted model, not a curated record.
AUGUCGAAUUUGUCAAAGCUUGAGUUUGUGGCACUUGACAUUUCUGGAAAGAAUUACCUAUCAUGGGUUCUCGAUGCUGAGAUUCACUUAGCCGCUAAAGGCCUUGGUAACACCAUUACUCAGGGUAAUGAGGCAUCAAGCCAAGACAAAGCAAAGGCCAUGAGUUUCCUUCGUCAUCAUUUGGAUGAAGGUUUGAAGGUUGAAUAUUUAACAGUGAAAGAUCCACUUGAAUUGUGGACUGGCCUGAAGGAAAGGUAUGAUCACCUUAAGGCUACGGUAUUGCCAAGGGCUCGAUAUGAGUGGAUGCACUUACGGUUGCAAGAUUUUAAGACCGUAAGUGAGUAUAACCCUGCUGUAUUUCGAAUAACUUCCCAAUUAAAAUUAUGUGGGGAAGUUAUGAAUGAUGAGGAUUUGCUGGAAAAGAUUCUUACGACUUUUCAUGCCUCAAAUAUGGUAUUACAGCAGCAAUACCGUGAAAAGGGUUUUAAAAAGUAUUCUGAAUUGAUCUCAUGCCUUCUGGUGGCUGAGCAACAUAAUACCCUUUUGCUGAAAAAUCAUGAAGCCCGUCCCACAGGGUCAGCUCCGCUUCCUGAAGCGAAUAUGGCAACUAGACGUGAUAAGUCUGGAAAAAGACAAAAUAAUAAUCAUGGCCAUAUGAAUGUACGUGGGCAUGGCAAUGGUAAGAGACGAUAUAAUAGUCGUCAUCGUGGUGGUCAUGGCAAACGAGAGAACAAUAUGGGUUCUCAAAAACAAUCCUUCAAGAGGCAAAAGCGGCUUUAUCAAAACUCCAUCAAAAGAAAGGCAAAUAAUGUUGGAGCAUCUUCUGCUAAUACCCCAGUGGAGUCACACUUGACCUUUAAAAAUAAUUUUGAGGCAAGGCCUUCAAAAAAAAUGAUGACAAUGCCGAGGCAAAUCUUGCUUUGA